Carica papaya (papaya) is the source of this 2409-nucleotide messenger RNA. The record is from RefSeq and is a predicted model, not a curated record. Lineage: Eukaryota; Viridiplantae; Streptophyta; Magnoliopsida; Brassicales; Caricaceae.
UAACUGAAACAGAAAACAAGAUUCAGAUUCUGGCUUUGGGUCUGAAUUGGCUAAACAGACAUCUUCCAGAUCUGCAAGUACUUCUUUAGAUCUCCACUUCCUCCCUGGUCCUCUCAACUCUUCACAGAAAAUGAAUUGAUUAAUUACUGAGAGAGGAACCACGAAAAGGACCAUGAGAGUAUCAUCUGCCUCCGCCACAGACGACCGCCUGGCCAGCCUCAGCGGCGGCGGAUAUCGGGAUGCCGAGUCACUCUUCCGCUCGAAGCCGAUAUCUGAGAUCCGGAAUGUCGAAUCGACAACUAAGAUGCAGAUCCAGGACAAGAAAGAGGAGCUCCGGCAACUAGUAGGCACACGGUACCGCGACCUUAUCGAUUCGGCUGACUCUAUCGUCCACAUGAAGUCCUCCUGUGAGUCCAUCUCCUCCAACAUCUCCUCAAUCCACAACCACAUUCGCUCUCUCUCUUCCUCUCCCGUGUCCGAGACCCCCAAGCUGGCAAGCUCUAACCCCGCUCGUGUUGGAGUCUACGGUAUUGCGUGCCGGGUCAAAUACUUGGUCGACACGCCUGAGAACAUCUGGGGUUGUCUCGAUGAAUCCAUGUUUCUAGAGGCCGCCGGGAGGUAUGUGCGUGCCAAGCACGUGCAGCACAAGCUUACAACGCAAGGCAGCGGCUCCGAGCUGGAUCACACCAAGGUUUUGGCGAAUUUCCCGCUACUGCAGCACCAGUGGCAGAUCGUGGAGAGCUUCAAGGUGCAGAUUUCGCAGAGGAGUCGGGAGCGCUUGCUGGAUCGCGGACACGGCAUUGGGGCUUAUGCGGACGCGUUGGCUGCCGUGGCAGUGAUCGAUGAGUUGGAGCCCAAGCAGGUGCUGGGGCUGUUUCUGGAAUCGAGGAAGACUUGGAUUCUGCAGAAACUGACCACUUGUGCUGGUAAUGCUUCUUGUUCUGCUGUGGUCUCCGUGUUUCGCGAUGUGAUGAGUGUGAUUCAGAUAAGUGUAGGACAAGUAGGGGAAUUGUUUUUGCAGGUCUUAAAUGACAUGCCUAUGUUUUAUAAGGUUAUUUUGAGUUCACCCCCUGCUUCUCAGUUAUUUGGUGGAAUUCCAAAUCCUGAGGAGGAGGUUAGGUUAUGGAAGUCAUUUAGGGACAGGUUAGAAUCUGUGGUGGUGAUGCUCGAUAAAGAGUACAUUGCUAAGACUUGUUUAAGUUGGUUGAGAGAUUGUGGCAGAGAGAUUGUCAAUAGGAUUAAUGGGAGGUAUUUGAUUGAAUCCAUUGGUACUGGCAAAGAUCUUGGGUCAGCUGAGAAGUUGAUACGGGAGACCAUGGAUGGUAAGGAAGUGUUAGAGGGCAGUUUGGAGUGGCUCAAAAGUGUGUUUGGAUCUGAAAUUGAGCAGCCCUGGAAUAGGAUCCGGGAACUUGUUUUGGAGGAUGAUUCAGAUCUCUGGGAUGAGAUCUUCGAGUUUGCUUUUGUUCAGAGAAUGAAGUCAAUUAUCAACUCAGGAUUUGAGGAUUUAACAAAAACUUUGAAUGUAGCAGAGUCUGUUCAUGCUAUUGGGGAGAACGUGGAUUUUCAGGCAUGCUUAAACAGACCUUCUACAGAUGGUGGUGUUUGGUUUAUAGAAUCCAAUGCAAACAAAGUUGGUGGUCCAAUUUUGGGGCACAAAUCAUCCCUUGAAGAGGAUGAUUUUCAAAGUUGUCUCAAUUCUUAUUUUGGUCCGGAAGUCAGUAGAAUCAAAGAUACAGUCGACUGCUGCUGCCAGAGUGUGCUGGAUGACCUCCUGUUUUUCUUAGAAUCUCCUAAGGCAGUUCUGCGGUUAAAUGAUCUGGCUCCAUAUAUACAGAAUAAAUGUUAUGAGAGUAUAUCUUUGGUGCUGGUAGAACUCAAAAAAGAGCUUGAUAAUCUGCAUGCUUCCAUGGAGAAUGUAGACAAGGAAGGUCAACAAGUGCCUCCUGCUAUAAUUGUUGAGAGAGCACUUUUUAUUGGGCGCCUCUUUUUUGCAUUCCGAAGCCACUCAAAACACAUUCCAGUAAUACUUGGUUCUCCAAGAUUCUGGUCGAAAGAAACUGUUGCUGCUGUUUUUGAUAGGUUGCCAUCCCUCUUGAGGCAAUCUAGAGUUGCCACUGAUUCUUUGGUGACUGACAGCCCUGGCAGGCAGACACCAGCUGGUCCUAGAAGACAGACCUCAUCUGCUACUGCAGCUUUGCUCGGAGCAAAUGAAAAUGCAAGCCCGAAACUUGAAGAACUUAACAAAACAAUGCAAGGCCUAUGCACUAAAGCUCACAUCUUCUGGAUAUUGUGGUUGUCCAAUGAGCUUUCAAUUAUUCUCUCUCAAGGCCUUGGACAAGAUGAUGGAUUGUGUGCGAUGACUCCUUUGAGGGUGCAUGCUAUGUUCUUGUUGACAUUUGUCAUGUUAUU